This is a messenger RNA of Drosophila erecta, 1024 nucleotides long. RefSeq lists its product as uncharacterized. The record is from RefSeq and is a predicted model, not a curated record. The transcript is spliced from 4 exons. The coding region runs from base 1 to 714 and encodes 237 amino acids. Lineage: Eukaryota; Metazoa; Arthropoda; Insecta; Diptera; Drosophilidae.
AUGUUUGCUAAAGUUAAACCACGCACCCCUCUGGGUAACAGCCAGGCCCAAUUUAAGAACCAACUGGCCAAAAACGUCUCUCAAUUGAAUCGCAGUUUUCCAACAGCCGCGGAACUUUUGCGCAAAAGUAGCAGCCAAUUGCGGCAAACUAAAUUGACUGUCUGUCGUAAGGAUAACAAACUGAAGUACGAUGGUUUCGUGGAUGAAGCUGUGGUAAUUAGGCCCAAAAAAGAAUUUGUCUACGUUCCAACACCGAAUAUCCUGGAAAAAUCCAGUUGCGAGGUCCCAACAGAAAAGGAAGCACCAGGGUUACCAGGUUCCCCGAUGUCGAAACCUGGACGAAACUUAAUAAGCUUGAUCGGUCGCGUGGAUUUUUGCCUUAAAACUCACAAAAUGUAUCCGGAAAUUAACGCUAUUUGGAAUGUUUAUGGAAAAUUGUUACGGAUCAUUGUGGGAAAACGUGGAGAGCACACACUGCUCGUGCGAAACAAAGAAUCUGGACCCGUACUACAGGGAAUUUACUACGAUUUCGAAGGCGUUAUGAGUUCUUGGAGCCCAGGCUGCUUCGUCCAUCUCGUGGGCCAGUUUAUUGGCGAAAAUCGUUUGAAGACAUUUAAGAUUGCCCAGGUAAGCGAUAUUGACUGGCAACAGCAAUUUAUGCGCAUUGAAAAUGUGUCAUCGUAUAUUCUAAUGCAAAAUACUGUGCACAAGUAAUUUAUUUUUUAAGGAUAUGGUAAUAAACAGUUUUCUUGAGAUUUUUAGGCGGCCAGACGACAGUGUACUUCUCAUAAGGUAGCUUAAGCUUUUCGAUCCUGGCCUCUAAUCAACAGUUAAAUGUUUCAUUUUGUACUUUUGUAGUUUACAAAUCAUGAAUAAUUUAUAGAUUUUGUAAGUAACUUAUAAUUGAUAUACUAGGAACUAAGUUAGCUUCAUAAUGCCCCUUGACGAUUCUCACCAGGAGCAUUGCACAGUUAGGACUACAAUAAAUACAAAAUUCAAAGUAGGCGUAUAAACUCUAAUACUG